CUGCUUGAUGUCCGCGGACCGCAGGAGGACACGAUCCCUAUCGCACCGACAAAAAAACAAGAAAACACGACUCCCGUGGACAAUGUCACAGCCAGCGUUUGGUCCACGGAGCCUUCGGGAAGGCUGACCGUCGAGUUUCCAACGCAGCGUAACAAUUAUUUGUAUUUUUUUAUUUUUUUUAUUUUUUUUUUAGCAGACUUGUGGAAGGAAGACAAGGAAAAAGAUGUCGUCGCCAAGUCCUGGCAAGAGACGGAUGGACACCGACGUGGUCAAACUCAUCGAGAGCAAGCAUGAGGUCACCAUCCUCAGUGGGCUCAACGAGUUUGUGGUCAAGUUCCACGGACCCCCCGGAUCGCACUACGAAGGCGGCGUGUGGAAGGUCAGAGUGGAUUUGCCCGACAAAUACCCCUUCAAGUCUCCAUCAAUCGGGUUCAUGAAUAAGAUUUUUCAUCCCAACAUCGAUGAAGCGUCAGGAACCGUGUGUUUGGACGUCAUUAACCAGACAUGGACGGCUCUCUACGACCUCACCAACAUCUUCGAGUCCUUCCUGCCCCAACUGCUGGCCUACCCCAACCCCAUAGACCCUCUCAACGGGGAUGCCGCCGCCAUGUACCUUCACCGGCCGGAGGACUACAAACACAAGAUCAAAGAGUACAUCCAGAAGUACGCCACGGAAGAGGCGCUGAAGGAACAGGAGGAAGGAGGCGGAGACUCCUCCUCCGAGAGCUCCAUGUCGGACUUUUCCGAGGACGAGGCUCAGGACAUGGAGUUGUAGUGGCAAGCCCCGCCCCCUCGGACGCUCGCUAAGCGGACUGAAGCGUACCGUGCUAUUUCAACCGAAAAAACCACCAUGACUAUUUUUUUACAGCACCGACCACCGGAGGACCGCCGCCUCCUUUUUUUGGGAGUGAAGACCACUCGUCGCACCUUUUGUCAACUUGGUACCAGCGACCCCCGUCAGAGGUACCAUUUCAUCCAGCUCCGCCUCCUCUCCGUUUUAGGAAAGUUUCUUCUAUCGUGGCAUGACACACAAAUCCAAUUGUGUGGUUUUUUUUUGGGGGGGAGGAACCACCAGAACCUGACGAGUCAGGUUUUCACAAGGAUUUAGUAGGAUUUUGUAGACUCACUCCAAGUAGUAGAAAACAAAAGUUGGGACACGCUUUCUCAUGCUUGUCAAUAAGACUCUUUAGACUGGGAUUGCUACUUCGUUAGCAAUAAGAAGUUAAUGUUAUUCAUUUCUUUCCUAGUGAGUUUAGUUAACAAUGUAAUUCAUGGAUAAAUAUCAGGUUUUGCUAGCCUGCUCGUUUUAAAGUCACCAAGCUCGCUAUUGUAUUAUUUAGACAGCUAGCUACCUACCUUGUUUGUCGAUUAGCUCACUGGUUAGACUGACAGCUAUUUUCUAAAUAAAAAAUAAAUAAAUUAGAUAGCAAAAUACUUUGUUAGUUAUAUACUUCAGGUAAAAUGCUAGCUACUUUGUUAGCAAUAACAAGUUCAUGUUAUUCGCUUCUUUCUUAGUGAGUUUAGUUAACAAUGUAAUUAAAGGAUAAUCAGCAAGUUUUGCUAGCUUGCUCGUUUUAAAGUCAGCAAGCUCGCUAUUGUAUUAUUUAGACAUCUAGCUACCUACCUUGUUUGUUGAUUAGCUCACUGGUUGGACUGACAGCUAUUUUGAACAUAAAAAUAAAUAAGCUAGAUAGCAAAGUACUUUGUUAGUUAGCUUCUUCAGGUAAAAUGCUAGCUACUUCGUUAGCAAUAGCAAGUUAAUGUUAUUCGCUUCUUUCUUAGUGAGUUUGGUCAACAAUGUAAUUCAUGGAUAAUUAUCAAGUUUUGCUAGCCUGCUCGUUUUAAAGUCACCAAGCUCGCUAUUGUAUUAUUUAGACAGCUAGCUACCUACCUUGUUUGUCGAUUAGCUCACUGGUUAGACUGACAGCUAUUUUCAAAAUAAAAAAUAAAUAAGCUAGAUGGCAAAAUAGUUUGUUAGUUAUCUACUUCAGGUAAAAUGCUAGCUACUUUGUUAGCAAUAACAAGUUCAUGUUAUUCGCUUCUUUCUUAGUUUAUUUAACAAUGUAAUUAAUGGAUAAUCAGCAAGUUUUGCUAGCCU
This is a messenger RNA of Nerophis lumbriciformis (worm pipefish), 2098 nucleotides long. Its product is annotated as ubiquitin-conjugating enzyme E2 H-like. The record is from RefSeq and is a predicted model, not a curated record. NCBI's taxonomy places the organism in Eukaryota, Metazoa, Chordata, Actinopteri, Syngnathiformes, Syngnathidae.